This is a messenger RNA of Apiotrichum porosum, 2433 nucleotides long. RefSeq lists its product as uncharacterized. The record is from RefSeq and is a predicted model, not a curated record. The coding region runs from base 1 to 2433 and encodes 810 amino acids. The transcript has 7 exons. Lineage: Eukaryota; Fungi; Basidiomycota; Tremellomycetes; Trichosporonales; Trichosporonaceae.
AUGGCCAGCGAUGGCCCACCGUCCACGCUUGCAGGCGGCCCAGCUGACCUAGCACCACCACCGCCAGUCAUCCCAUUGCUCAGAGUCCUUCCCCACGUAGUCGCCGCGUACCCCGCGACCGCAGGACCGCUUCUCAUGUCUGGAAACUCGGACGUGUUCCACAAGACAUGCGAGGUCGUCUACCGCGAACUUGAAGUGGAGGUGGCCGUCGCCGGAACGCUCGGACAAGAGUCCCUCACAUCGGCGGCAAACGGACGUCUGUGCUGCCGAGGCAACUGCAUGAAGGCCCAGCUCCUCACUGUGCUCCGAAACCCCGCCUAUGCUGCGCAUGUCCGUGUGCUCCACUUCCGACACCCUUGCCCCUCGCACACGCCCUCCUCUGUCAACGACGUCACCCGGUCGUCGGACAGGGUGGAAGCUUGGGAGUUUGCAUCCAACCUCAUUGACCACCUGUCCGGUAUCGAAGAGCUGGUGUGGGACACCGGCUUCGGCGUGGGAGGACCUCUGUGGAAGUCCAUCGCCUCCCUGACAAACCUGCGUCGUCUGUCAAUCUGCUACCCGCCACCGCACCCAGCGCAUGUUGAGGCCCCACCAACGUACCCGCGCAUCACCAUGGACCCACAGCAGGCUGUGCCUCCCGGUUUCGACUUUGCACCAGAAUGUGAAGGACCCAAUGGUCGCGCCCGUGCUAUUGGCAUGUGGGGACUGGCCCUCGGUCCCGCCUGGGAAGACCUGGAGGAGCUUCGUCUCGAUGGCCUCAGUGGUCCAGGCGCAAGGUCACUGGGCACACAUCUUCAGAUCCUGGACUCGGUCGGUCCCCCAAAGCUCCACACACUCUCCCUGUCCACACACUUUCUGGAUCCGAGACUGUGCGAGGCAAUUGGCUCCUAUGGCUCCCUUCGUAGCCUGAAGCACCUCACACUUGCCACUUCUGGACUCAAGUUCAAUGCCGAUUGUCUCCGGACCAUCAUCGAAGAAUGCUCAGCUCUGGAGAGCCUGCGCUUGCAUGAUAUCGAAGGCCGACUUGGUCGUAACCCAUGGGCGCAGAUUGACAACUGGCCCGCCACGUUCCACAGCCUCGAGGUGGAAAUCUCGGAAGUUGGAUCCCACCACUCUUGGGUCUUGGAUCACCUUGCCUCUAUCCAUGAGGUGCCGUUUAGCCAACUGAAGAAGUUUAGCGUGCUCCGCCUGGUCCACCCGGUUGCCGCUCUCCCAUUCCCUCCCUCGACAGUCGUGGUGCCCAAGCAGCUGGCCACUCACCGCUUUACGCCACUGCCGUCCGAGCUCCUCGAGGCAAUCAAGGCAGAAGGGGAUGGACUUGAAGAGUUGUGUCUGGACUGGUGGGAGAUGACCACAACUGAUCUUGAAGAGAUCCUUGUGGCCUGUCCUCGUAUCCAAAAGCUCCAGAUUGCGAUCAAGGCAGCCGUUGUGGAAGUCGUCUCAAUGUCCACCGCGUUUGGGCACGUGCCCGACCUUGUCGAACUGUCCAUCACAAGUGACCCCAAGUACAGUUCCUACGCACCAAAGGCCAAGUCGAAGAAGAGCAAAAAGGACAAGGACGACCUCGACCUGCCUCCCUUCCUUGCCGAGCGCGUGGCAGAGGCCGAAGGUGACCCCACCUUGGUCGACCCGCGCGACUUUCGCAAAUUCUUACGCCGUCUUCCCAACUUCCGUGUCCUUCGCUGGCUGGGCCGUCUCGGCAAGGGCGAGUGGCGUGUCUCAGACUCCAAGAAGUCGAGUCUCACCCACAUCGACUUUAUCCACUCGGCCAUUCUCCACAAGCGCGUGUGGGAAGAAUGCCAGCUCCCGCCUCCGUCCUUCGAGUUUGACGACGAUGUCGCCACUACUCUGUCGCUCGAGCUGCCAGCCACGCCCGACCACCAGACGCCUACCGAGUUACCGACGCUGUCUCGCACAACGACCGGAAGCACCACUUCUCUCAUGACGGCCGCGACUCCACCACCUGCCCCGGGUAUGAUGCGUCGCUCGUCCGGUACCAAUGGCGCGGCGCACUCUCCUGUGCUUGGGAUCGAGUGGGAGUCGUUACCGGCGUCGCCGAACGCAACCACCACUGCGCCACCCGCUGCCACCUUUCCACGCAAGCCCAGUAACGGAGGUCAGACCUCUCCUCAGCGUCGCCGCUCCGAAGACAAGGACAAGAUUGAGAUCAAGACCCACGGACGUGGACGUAGGAGCUCAAACAACAAGUCUCCUCGUGCUGCCCUCAACGGCCUGCCCAAGACCACCACCGGCUUCCCCAAGGCCAACGGCGCUCUCCCAGUCAAGGAGCGUCACAUCCCCGGCGCGGCCAAGAAGCAGAGCCAGACCUCUGCAGCCGUACCAACACCUUCGUCCCCGACCAAGAAGGCUGCGCAGCCCAACGCCGAUGGCUGGACGACCGUCGGCGAGUGGACCAAGGUCACCAGGAAGUAG